AUGCCAGGGGUAGCUGUGAAGCUCUAUAGCGUCUUCUUUAAGUUACUUUUGAAACAUCGUCUUCAGAAUCUUAUUUCAAUCUCUUCUUCUUCUUCUGAUAAAGAUGGGUUACCUGAUUCGUUUGGUGUUUCCACCCGAUCCGACGAAUCCGUCGCCGCCGCGAAUCCGUCUUUCACCGACGGUGUUGCCACCAAAGACAUACACAUUGAUCCAAUGACGUCACUCACCGUAAGGAUCUUUCUCCCCGAAUCUGCCCUUUCUCCACCUGAACCCGAUUCGUUAUCCCGCCACAAGGAUACUUAUCACAACAACAACAACCAACAACCCAGAUCUGAUCGGAGACACAGCUACGGACCUAACCAGAACUCUCCUGCGCCGGCUGAGAGGAAUGAGUCGCGGAGGAGCAGCUACGGAUGCAACAACGAGAAUCUAGAAACCUAUGGAGGAUACGCGCCAUCUGCGAAGAGGAACUCACGGAAACUGCCAGUGAUGUUGCAGUUUCACGGUGGUGGUUGGGUUAGUGGAAGUUCUGAUUCGGCGGCUAAUGACUUCUUUUGCCGGCGGAUUGCUAAAGUAUGUGAUGUCAUUGUAUUGGCCGUUGGGUAUAGGCUUGCACCUGAGAAUAGGUACCCUGCGGCGUUUGAGGAUGGAGUCAAAGUGUUGCAUUGGCUUGGGAAACAGGCGAAUUUAGCUGAUUGUUGCAAGUCUUUGGGUAAUCGACGUGUUAAUGGUGUUGAGGUGAAGAAGCUGAGUGUUCAAGGACAGAUAGUGGAUGCUUUUGGAGCUUCCAUGGUUGAGCCUUGGCUGGCAGCUCACGCUGAUCCUUCCAGGUUUACUGAAGCUAGAAUACGCUUUGAUUCAGAUUGUUACAGCGAUGUUAAUACUUGUUUGCAGAGAUUGCUUCCUGGAAUUUAA
Molecule: messenger RNA, 915 nt
Organism: Camelina sativa (false flax)
Lineage: Eukaryota; Viridiplantae; Streptophyta; Magnoliopsida; Brassicales; Brassicaceae
Source: RefSeq, a predicted model, not a curated record